CCGAACGGAGCCUAAAAGGGAAAAAAAACCUUUCCCCUCGGCCUAAAGGAAAUCUCCAAACCCUAGCACGUCCUCCGCCGCCCCCCCGCCGCCCAUGGCGCAGCUUGUCCGACCUCGCGACCGCUACAACCAACCAAAGCACCCCUCUCCCCUCUCCUCCCCUCCUCCGACGCUCGGAGGCGACCAGCAACCCACGUCCCUAUUUCGUCGUCCCGACCUAAUUCUUCUUCCCGACGGUCGACGAAUCUCUAUCUACGAAGAUAGGCAUGGAGUUCUCGUCACCGAUGCCCUCCGCUGGUCGACACGACCCGUCGAAGAUGUCUACAUGGAAGUCCUCUACGAUCUCCAGACGAGUCCGCGCGAUCUUCCACCCCCCAUCGCGGAGCCCGUCCGACGCCGCCACCGCGGCAGAGAUGCCCAUCAACCCCCUAUCCGAUGUAUUCUUCCUGACAAGCGAAUAAUCCAUGCCUACAAUGAUAGGCACGGGGUUCUCGUCACCGACGACAUGGACGGGUCGACACGACGUGUCGAAGAUCUCUUCAGGGAAGUCAUCUCCGACCUGCCCCGCUAUCGUCCACCGCCCCACAUGGCGAAGCCCGCCCGACGCCACCACCUCGGCCGACGCCACCACCUCGGUGGCGAUCCCCACAAACCCCUUCUUAUCCUAUGUCUUCUUCCUGAUAACCGCAUAAUUAUGCCUACAAUGAUAUGUAUGGGUUUCUCGUCACCAAAGACAUGAACGGGUUGACACGGCCCGUCCAAGAUGUCUUCAGGGAAGUCCUCUAAGACCUCUGGACGAGGCCCCGCGAUUCUCCACCGCCGGUUGUUGAUGCCACCGAGGAAGAUCAGACUGCAGCCGAACAAACGGCCACUCCAAGCCCUGAUCCCUCCGGAUCGCAAUUCAUCGAUGAUCUGCUGAACAGAGCUUCUGUUGCCCAAAAGCUGAAGCUGGCUCAAAGGCGUGAGGACAGAGAACCAACUGUCUUGGCCUCGAAGGAGCUUCUUGGCACUACAACACUGGAGGAGUCAUCAAUUACUAAUGCUUCGUCUCUGCUGCAGCCUACACUGUAUCUCUCUCUCUCUCUCUCUCUCUCUCUCGUCCGUGGGGAGAGGUGGUUGGUAGUAUGUAUUGUCCGUUUGUUCUAGUCGAGAUGAAAUUUCUUAAGGGUGUUUUGGUUCAGGAACCAACUGUCAUGCUAUGGAAUGGUUCCUAAUGGAACGGGUUGGUUCUGUUCCUGUAUUUGGUAUGAGCAAAAAAGUAAAAUGGAAUGGUUCCGUUCCUGUGUUUGGGUUGCAAGCACGGAAUGAAAAAUGAAUUAACAAAAAAUCGAAGUUUUGGUAGCUCUCUUUGUUUGUAUUUUUUUUCAAGAAAAACAACAUAACUGUAUAUUGACAAGCAUGAUACAUGUAUGACAUCACAUAGAACACAAUUUUCAACAACAUCAUAAGGCAGCAAUAAGGUAACAAGUUCAUUUGCCACAUCCAAAAGCAAUCAGCCAUACAUGUCUUAAUUCACAUGCCAAACACCCAAAAGCAACCAAAGUGUGCUACAGCCAUACACGUCAAGUUAGCAUACUUGAGAGCCAUACAACCAUAUUGAAUUUAGAAGUUCUUCUUGACAUACCUACUCACCCAAACAGACUUGUUGGUUUGGGAAAGUUUCAUGAAGGUUCUUGUUGUCUUGGGAUUGUCAACAGGAUGAGCAUAGUAGUGGGCAAGGUGCUCUUCAUCAAAAUCGGGCAAUUGGGAGACUACAUCCCAAAGGUCAUCGGCUAUAGCUUCAUCAUCUCCAUUAGACUUACAUGAUCUUCAGCCACAAGUUUGAACCCAUCCUUCAGAGUGAUAACUAGGUCAUCAUCAUCAACUUCCUUUACCUUAGCCUUCUUUUUUGAUGGUCCUUUGGGGUUAGAAUUCUCACCAAUAUAUGGUGACGUGUUCAGCUCACCAUUUUCCUCAUCGUGGACAUCAAUAGAAAGGAGAUCAUUCCUGGACCUAAGCAUUCAUCCCCGUAGCCGUGGUUGUUCCAAAAAUGGUUGCCAUGGCAUUCAAGAAGGGGCCAUUAGAUUUGUGGUUCUACAAAAAAGUGCAAGUGAUUAGCAUAAUUUAGACAUGAAAUGGCAUGAUAUUGCUCAUAGCAUUAGAAGCAUACCAUACAAUGCCUUGCAUAGUGUUCAUCGCUGAGCCUAGCUGUGCAAGUAUCUUCAUCCCAUAGAGCUCUACUUUAGAUUCUUCAAAUUGACUACCCUCCCCCAAAUCUUCCUCCACUUCUUGAGAUGGUUUCUGACUUGAUCUCCGGUGACAACUAGCUUAAAUUGCUUGUUCAAAACAGCAGCCCAUUGUUUUAUAAAGAGAUCCAAGUUUGUUGUUGUUUCUUCUUUCUUUACUCUCUUGAAACCAGAUUGAUUUUCUGCAUUACAAUCUCCCUCUUUUUUUAUUCAGGCGUGAGGACAAAGAACCAAAUGUCUUGGCCUCAAAGGAGUUACUUGGCACUACAACACUGGAGUCAAUCACUAACGCUUCCUCUCUGCUGCAGCCUACACCGUAUGGAUCUAAUGUCCAAUUUGAACCAGUUAGCCCAACUUUCAUCACUCUCUUGCCAGUGUCAGUUUCGAAACACACUGGUCAGCAGAGCGGUAUUUAGAUGAAGAUAUAAGUUGCUUGUCGUUUCUCCUUGGGGAGAGGUGGUUGGUAGUAUGUAUUGUCUAUUUGAUCUUAAUGGCAUGAGGACAGAGAACCAAAUGUCCUGGCCUCGAAGGAGCUGCUUGACACUACAACACUGGAGUCAAUCACUAACGCUUCCUGUCCGCUGCAGCCUACACCAUUGCAGCCAGAUAUGUUGUCAUCCAAGGACGCUUCCUUCACAUGGGCAGAGGAGGUGACUCCCUCGCUGACGCCACCCAUUUUGGCCCGGAAACCUGCCGGAUGGAAUCAUCAAUUUUUCAUCAGAGUAGAUCUUGGGGGAUUUUUCCACACGUAUCCUGAGCUGGGUGGGCCGUUCCGGAGCUUGGAGGAAGCUAAGAAGGCUAUACUCUGCCACCUUGAUAAACUACGUGAUUGAAAAAUGUGCACAAACGAUGGGCUUUCCAGUUCGGAGAUUGCUAUACGAGAUGCUCUUCACUGGCCAGAUGGCACGAGGAAGUAUUCUUCGAGAUCCAAUCCGGAUGAAGAUCAUAUGGGGCUAUUGGUUCAAGCUUUGUUGGACAAGUACAAUGAGGAGAAUAAUCUUUUGGGGGAUGAUGCAUAUAAUGUUGAAGAUGUCGUGAGCUUCCAAGAAGUUUAUGAGGGCAAAGGUGGCUGGUACUACCGUCUGAAUUGUACUAGAAAGACUAAAGGUGGCGUCGACAAUCUCUUCUUUGCUGAAGUCUUGAGAAUGAAUAGAGGACUACAAUUCAAGCUCACCUGUCUCCAUAUGGUUAAACCUGCUGUUGAUAACGGUACAUGCUAUGGUUGUAAAAAAACCAAUGUUAGUAUGAAGCACCCCAUUGACGCUGGUAAAUACAAAGGUGGCCACGAUCCCUCGUGGCCACCACGGCUUUGCAUGGUUCUUCCACCGGAUUUGCCUGAGGGUUUUGAUGCUAAGAUGAAAGCUAUGGAGGAAAGGAUUAGAUAUCAAUUCCAGGACUCUGAUGUGUUGAUAUCGGAUGCUGGAAGAACUGCUGCUGCUGAUGGUUUGGACAAGAGCCAGCUGGGAAGAAGGGGCUUCCCAGCUGCUGAUGCUAGAAUGAACAAGGAAAGGACUGGAUAUGUAUACGGGGACCGUGAUGUGGCAAAAUCGGAUGCUGGAAGGCCUGCUGCUGGUUUGGAGGGAAAGUGGGGCACGUACGUUAUACCGCCGAUGCGUCUGAAGGUUUGAGAAGAUGGACGGUAUAUCAGUUUGGAAUUACUGUCCGAUGGUCAAACAAAAAAGUGGUUAUGGGACAGUUAAAAGUUUUAUUUUGCAUGUCUUUGAAUCACAUGGCUAGAUCGUCGUUUUCUAGCAUGUGUGGUACAUCCAACAUCCACAUAUGCAGGCGGGACGAAUUGCAAGUUUUAUUUUGCAAGACUAGCCUGACGUAAAUCAAAGUUGUCACGUACAACUCCCAAACCAUUCUUGUAUAAGAAAGAAACCCUUAAAUAAACGGCGACGCACAUGCA
This is a messenger RNA of Triticum aestivum (bread wheat), 4134 nucleotides long. RefSeq lists its product as uncharacterized. NCBI's taxonomy places the organism in Eukaryota, Viridiplantae, Streptophyta, Magnoliopsida, Poales, Poaceae. The transcript has 10 exons. The record is from RefSeq and is a predicted model, not a curated record. The coding region runs from base 3062 to 3853 and encodes 263 amino acids.